CUUGACUAGAGGAUAUCUGCAAAGAAUAGCAGAACAGACAUUCCUAUUGGAGAUUUCCAGAAGUUUAAUGUGUAAUAUACAAUUUUUGAACUUAUUUAGCACGAGGAGUCUCCAAGUUCGUCCCUUUUUUAUUUCUGUCAUUUACACAUAAUCAAAUAUUUGUAGUUUAUAACCCUAUUGUUGAAUCUAUUUAUGUUACUUUGUAGCCCUUGUGUAUUUACAGCGCUACGUUAAAAUAUAGCUCCUUUGUUAUGUAAAAAUCGCCUAAAGAAUUAUAUUUGUUAUGUGCUUUGUGUGAAACAUGAAUAUUAUACCCUACAUUGUGAUAAGAAUAUGCUCAGUUUUUGAAGCUUGAUUCUUGUUCAAGUCUAGUGCAAGUUAAGGUAAUUUAGGUCCCUAUUGGCAUUGUGUACAAGUGAUGCAUGAAUUAUCGAAUAUUGUACUGCUUCCAUUAUGUAAGAAAAAUUUAAAUAAAAUUGUACAUUGGACCGGAUCUCCUUAUUACACUAGCGCCACCGUGGGUGUGUGGCAAUCAAAGCAAAACUUCCAGGUUUGAGGUUAUGAGUUGACCCACAUUUAUACUUUUUUUCUUUGCUAUGGCAAACCGAAACAUUGACGAAUCACUCAGGAAGCCUCGUAGAACCAAAGGGACCCCUUUUUACGUACAGAGGAAUUACUACGCGGGUGGAGUUAUAGCAGUUGGGGGCCUGUUCUGGCUACUUUUCGAACUGUGGCCCGAAGCCCAAAAGCUCAAAAAAAGUUACCUUGAGGGCAAGUUUGACGAUAGCCCUGAAACCCGGCGACGCUUUAUGGCCACUAGCCUCGUAACCAAAGGGGGCUAUUUGGAACUGUUUAGUGCCUUGAAGGCCAGAGAAGACGCAAAAGAAGAUGAGCUCUACACGGACAAAACGAAGCCGCAGCCGUGGUACACAAAAUUCCACACAAAGCCAGACAUCUAAACCUGUAAAGCGUAGCGCCACUAAAACGGGGAAGAUUUCGAAAUAUUUCGCCAAAAUCACUAAAGACAAUGCCGAGGGCUCUGAGAGUUCAGGUAGUUUCUCAGAUUCUCCUUACAAAAACUGUUUAAGUGAAGUGAAACUCGAUGACUCCGCGGGUAAUUUAGCCGAUUUUGAGACUCCUAAAGCGAUCAACAAAGUGUCAAAGAUAGCGAACGCGAAACCCCCGUGUAAAAACGUUAAAAAACGCAAGAAAACACAAGUGCCCCUUACAAAAUUUGUUGAGGACAAUUUCAAGCAUGUUGACGUCAAUCCGGACCACCUCCAGAUGGCUUUAGCUCUCUCUGAGUCCACCUACGCCGCAGAAAAUCCCGGUCAAACCCUCAGCUCACAAGAAAAAAUCGAUUCCUUUAGAGGCGCGUUUGAGAAAUUUGGCUUUGGGUAUAACAAAAGCAGGGUUUCAGUACAAGAAAAGAAAGAACGACUAGACCCAGCUAAAAAGAGUAAAAAAUCGCGCUAUAGACAUGUAACCCCAAUACUCAAAAUUCGAACUAGCGAGGAACGAGAAUCACUAAUUUCGUCAAAAGUUUCACUCAUUUUGGCCCAGAAUGAACGAACUCGUUUGCCUAAAGCACAAGAAACGCUUAAAUUGUUCUCCGCCUUCCUUCAAAAAUUGACAAAACGGAAAAUAUUCCCAAUAAACAACUUGGCCUUAGAGGAGCUGAACGAGGAGGGCCGAUUCUACGUGCAGGGGUUUGAACCAAGCACUGGAUCAUCUUGUGGGCGCUUUUUGAAGGAUUGGGGGAGCAUUCCAGGACGUGAACGCACCCCCGAGCGUGUCAUUACAUCAAAUGUGCCAAAACUGUCGCAAAGUUAUUUACAAAGUGAUAAAGAAAAUUUAGAACCGGAAGAAAACGCGUUUCGUGAAAAUUCUCCACAACCGUCGCCUUGGACCAGAUUAUCUGUGUGUGAAAGUCCAAAUUUUAUUUAUAACGACAGUUUGUUUGCAUCUGAAAAGAGGGAGGAAAGAAGAAACUCUCGAGUAAUAGAUUUAACCAACUCUGACGAAAGUUCAAACGAAAAUAAAAAUUUUGAAUGUAACACCUCCCAAAUUAUUUAUGGAAAGUUUCCAUCUCCUGCUGUAAAACUUGGAGAGGAAGACUUCUCCAAACGUGGAGACGAUAAUCCGUUUUCGAGCGAAAUAAGCUCCGUAAUUUCCCCAAAUAAAGAUGCUAGCAGUCCUUCAGGGAGGAGUGAAGAGGGAGUGAAUUCCUCGUUUCAAAUAUAUAAUUCUCCAAAAUUAUGCUUGUCACCUCAGCUUUCUCCGAUAACUCCGAGUUAUCAAGGUGUUAAACGGUCUCGAGAUUGUAUUUCUCCCGAUUUGUUCGAAUCAGAAAGUGAACAUCAACUCUCUCGAAAUAACGAAGAAGAAAUGGAAUGCUUUGACCUGACACAGUCCGACAAUGAAGAGACUACAAGUUUCCAUGUGAGUCGUUCUGCACCUGAUGACUCAGUUGAAUCAAGCUUGAACGUCACUGAGUACGUAAAUAAUCUAUUAUCCGGCGAUCAAACAUCACCACAACCACGGAGAUUAGAAAAAAUAAGUACUAGUGAUGAUGAUUCACCAGAAAAGAGUUGUAGUCAAGAAAGCAUCUACAUAAGCGACGAUGAAGUGAAUUAUUCAAGCGUAUUUAGCGAAAAAAAGGUGCAAUAUGAGUUUUCUGAUGACGAGGAGUUUGAUAUUCCGGACAUGGAGCUAUCAUUAUCUGAACGAUUAGGACUUAAAAAUAGUCCGAACUUCUCCGAUUUGUCUAAAGCAGGUCCUUCAGAUACAAUCACCAAUGAGGAUUCCCCUUUGAAGGCUUGUUCGCCCCCACUUGAAACUUUUAAUUCUACCCUUCAACAAGUGUCUCCAAACAAUGAAAAAGUCGAACUUGAGGAUUUUUCCAUUGACAGACAAGAAAAUCUCGGAGAAAAGACGCAAUAUAACUUUUCUAAUGACGAAGAGUUUGGUAUUUCAAAUAUGGGCCUUUCGUUAUCUGAACGGUUAAGACUCAAAAGUGCUCCUAAAGCCUCUAAUUUAUCUGAAGCAGGUUCUUCACAUGAAAUUUCAGACCACGGUAAUUCCCCCGUAAGGCCUUUAUCUCCUCAAAUGGUCGAGUUUGAGGAUCAAUCCCCUGAUAAACAAGACAUGGAAACUCCAAAUAAAUCCUCCAUCAUAAUAAAAACCGAUAAUGUAACGCCUAUGGCCAAUUACGAUGAAAUGAAUACUCCUCAAGUUUGUAAAGAACUGGAUAAGUUUGGCCUGAAACCGCUCAAAAGAAGUAAAGGUGCUAAGCUACUGAAAUAUAUUUAUGAGGCGACGCAUCCUAUAGUUGAAGAUAACGAUGGAAAAAUUGUAAAAAAAAGACGUACUAAUAAUCUCGUCCAAUUUAAUGAUAUUAUCGGUGAUGUAGGAGAAGAGGAGGAAUUGAUUUUUGAAAGAACCCAAUCAAAGCGAAUAGCAUCGUGUCGAUUGCCUUUGCACAUCGCCUGGCACAAUUUAGUAAUGAGUAACCCCAAAAUUAGGGAAGAUAUAUUGCUGUAUGAGCCCCUCCAAUUGGAGAAUUUACAUUCAAUGUUAAAAGAACAAGGUUUCAAAUACAAUAUUCAGGAUCUACUAACAUUUUUAGAUAAAAAGUGCAUAACGAUACGUACAGCGCAAGGUCAACGCAGUAUCGGAAAAAAACAAUGACGGGACUUAUUUAUAACUUUAAUUAAAUUUAGCAAAUUUACACAUUAAAGCUUUUAAUUUUAA
Molecule: messenger RNA, 3753 nt
Organism: Tribolium castaneum (red flour beetle)
Lineage: Eukaryota; Metazoa; Arthropoda; Insecta; Coleoptera; Tenebrionidae
Product: sorting nexin-2
Exons: 4
Coding region: 889-3690 (933 amino acids)
Biological process (GO): early endosome to Golgi transport; DNA repair; DNA replication
Cellular component (GO): nucleus; Slx1-Slx4 complex; endosome membrane
Molecular function (GO): phosphatidylinositol binding
Source: RefSeq, a predicted model, not a curated record